UGUGGUGGCCCUGGAACCUUAACGGUAAGGCCGGUUAAGGGAGGAACUGAAUGGGGGACUGAUAGGAGAUAAGUCGACCGGUAGUAGUCAGCCUACCAUGGAGAUGUCAUCCAUGCUCCUGACCUGAUCCGCUUCCCCUCCCCCUCUCCUUCCCUUCUUCCCUCGGUGUGAAUGCUAUGCCCUUGCUGUAACUUCUUCCAUCUUCACUUCUGUAACUUCACUAUUGCCCACGCUCUCGAUCCCCCCAUCCCCCCAUCCCCCCAUCCAAGACUCUCCUGGUCCUGGCUGGCUUUGUUCCUACCACCAACCCGGACGGACGGUACAAGCAGUGCUUCCGACCUGUCCUGUGUACAGUACAGAUCUACCGGCGUAUCAACGGGCGGCCCUCCAGAUACGCUGCUUGUCUCCUUCUCUCCGGCACGGCCGCUGUCCCGGAAUCUCCUCCCCCCCCCCCCCCCCCAAACGCGUCCCUUCCCAUCCACCGCAUCAGAACCCCCAUUGUCAGUACUAUCGCCUCCGUCUUUGCUCGAUGACUCAUGCUGAUAAGCCGUUCGUUGACCAGGUAGACAACAACAACAAGCACGAUUCGCUCCGGCAGUGAAUCCAUACCCCUGCGAGUGUCGUUGCCGGUCGACUACAC
Molecule: messenger RNA, 640 nt
Organism: Aspergillus heteromorphus CBS 117.55
Lineage: Eukaryota; Fungi; Ascomycota; Eurotiomycetes; Eurotiales; Aspergillaceae
Exons: 1
Coding region: 172-543 (123 amino acids)
Source: RefSeq, a predicted model, not a curated record